Molecule: messenger RNA, 1895 nt
Organism: Eubalaena glacialis (North Atlantic right whale)
Lineage: Eukaryota; Metazoa; Chordata; Mammalia; Artiodactyla; Balaenidae
Gene: TRIM58
Product: tripartite motif containing 58
Exons: 6
Coding region: 63-1526 (487 amino acids)
Molecular function (GO): zinc ion binding; protein binding
Source: RefSeq, a predicted model, not a curated record
AGCGCAGGCAGCUGGGGAAGGCAGCUCUGCUAUCAGCAGGGCCAGGCGAGGCCCGGCCGGCCAUGGCCUCGGGGGGGCCCGGGGAGCGGCUGUGCGAGGAGGCCAGGUGCCCAGUGUGCCUGGAUUUCCUGCAGAAACCGGUCAGUGUGGACUGCGGCCACAGCUUCUGCCUCAGAUGCAUCUCCGAGUUCUGCGAGAAGUCCGACAGUGCACAGAGCGGCCUCUAUGCCUGUCCGCAGUGCCGGGGUCCCUUCAGGCUGGAGAGCUUCCGCCCCAACAGGCAGCUGGCCAGCCUGGUAGACAGCGUGCGGCAGCUGGGGCUCGGCGCGGGGCCCUCGGGGGCGCGCCUGUGUGCGAGGCACGGCGAGGAGCUGAGUCGCUUCUGUGAGGAAGACCAGGAGGCUCUGUGCUGGGUCUGUGACACCACCCCGGAGCACAGGAGCCACCGCACAACACCGCUGCAGGAGGCCGCCAGGUGCUACCAGGUAAAGCUCCAGAUGGCCCAGGAACAUGUGAGGAAAGAGAUGGAGGAAGCCUUGACUCAGGAGGCCAAUGUGGGAAAGAAAACUGUCAUUUGGAAGGAGAAAGUGGAAACGCAGAGGCAACGCUUCAGGUUGGAGUUUGAAAAGUAUCGUGGCUUACUAGCCCUGGAGGAGCAACUGCAGCUUAGAAGACUGGAGGAGGAGGAGCGAGCCACCCUGCAGAGACUGCGGGAGAGCAAGAACCGGCUGGUUCAUCAGAGCAGGGCCUUGAAGGAUCUGGCAGAGGAGCUGGAGGAGAGGUGCCAGCGCCCAGCCCUGGGUCUGCUGGAGGGUGCAGGAGGAGCCUUGAGCCGAAGUAAGAGUGUUACACGGCUGGAUCCGGAGACCAUCCCCAUGGAGCUGAAGACAAUGUGUCGCAUCCCUGGGAUGAGGGAAAUGUUGAGAAAGUUCCAAGUUGACAUAAAACUGGAUCCCGCCACAGCACAUCCUAGCCUCCUCUUGACUGCUGACCUGCGCAGUGUGCAGGAUGGAGAACUAUGGAGGGAUGUCCCCAACAACCCUGAACGAUUUGACACAUGGCCUUGUAUCCUGGGUUUGCAGAACUUCUCAUCAGGGAGGCAUUACUGGGAAGUCGUGGUGGGAGAAAAAGCAGAAUGGGGGUUAGGUGUCUGUCAAGACACGGUGUCAAGAAAGGGGGAAACCACACCAUCUCCUGAGAACGGGGUCUGGGCCAUGUGGCUACUGAAAGGGAGUGAGUACAUGGUCCUUGCCUCUCCAUCAGUUCCUCUCCUCCACCUGGAACGGCCUCGCUGCAUUGGGAUUUUCUUGGACUAUGAAGCAGGUGAAAUCUCCUUUUACAACAUCACAAAUGGGUCUUAUAUUUACACGUUCAAUCACCUUUUCUCUGGUUUUCUUCGACCUUAUUUUUUCAUUUGUGACACGACUCCUCUUAUCUUACCACCUAUGACAGAAGUGGAGUUAGAAAAUUGGGCAUCCAGCGGUCAUUUUCACCCUGCUUCUAACAUUACAGACGAUCCUUCCUAAAAUUCUGUUGCUAAGCUACACCCCAAGCCUAGCAAAGUUUCCUGGAGUAGAAUGGAGGGUAUAGAUAUGUGAAGGCUCAACAGAUGUCCCCAUUUAGGUCAGCACUUCAUUCCUUGUCACUAUGGACCUUUUCCCAUGGGGCAAAAGAGAAAAUAUAAAAUAUUUGUGUUUGGACAAGGAUUGUAUAGCAUAGUAAUUUUAGAAAUGGAGCAGUCUUACCACUCUUUUUCCCAAAUGGCUCCACAUACUUUCUUGAUGUGUUUUCUUCAAAUGAAUGGACCUCGUAUUAAAGAUAUCUAUACAUUUAUUUUAAUGUCUCAUUCCUUUUAAAAUCUCUUCAUUCCAAUCUUCCAUAUAUUAAGAAUUAGA